UCGCAAUUUCGAUAGAAACAAAGCGAAAAAGCCCAACAAAUCCCAACAAACACCAAGAAACAACAAAAUCCAGCAUUUAUAAAACCUGUUUGAAGACCCUCCCUUCUUCUCAAAUCAAACCCCACACUCUCUCUCUCUCUCACGUACACACUCUUCGUGCUCUCCGCCUCUCUCUCUCCUUCUCAUUUGUAUUUCUUUCAAUAUCAGAUCUCUCUUCUGUCGACACCAAUGGCUUCUCUCACACAAGCUUCUACUGCUCUUUCAACCUCCUUCAAGCCCACCUUGCAGGCAGGCAGCAGCAGGAGCUCUGGUCUGAAGUCAGUUUCCUUUUCCAUCACUGGAAAGCGCGUCCCAUAUCUCAGUUCCCGACCUGGGCGAUGA
Prunus avium (sweet cherry) is the source of this 381-nucleotide messenger RNA. The record is from RefSeq and is a predicted model, not a curated record. Lineage: Eukaryota; Viridiplantae; Streptophyta; Magnoliopsida; Rosales; Rosaceae.